This is a messenger RNA of Batrachochytrium dendrobatidis JAM81, 2022 nucleotides long. RefSeq lists its product as uncharacterized. The transcript has 19 exons. Lineage: Eukaryota; Fungi; Chytridiomycota; Chytridiomycetes; Rhizophydiales. Bases 52 to 1974 code for a protein of 640 amino acids. The record is from RefSeq and is a predicted model, not a curated record. Gene Ontology annotation, biological process: lipid metabolic process. Gene Ontology annotation, molecular function: acetoacetate-CoA ligase activity.
GUUUAAAGCAGUCUUGCCAACUAGUCAAACACUUUACUGGAAUUAUUCAGCAUGUCAGCCAAUAAUCAUCUGCUCUGGACUCCUCCCCACCCAGAAAAGUCCAAUAUGAUCAAAUUCCGGGACUUUGUGAACAAGAAACAUGGCCUUGGUUUGAAGUCGUAUGAAGAACUGCGCAAGUAUUCUGUUGGGCAGCUUGAUGACUUUUGGUCAGAUAUUUGGGAGUUUUGCGAAAUCAAAUCAUCUACUCCAUAUACCGAGGUAUAUGAUAAAUCAGUCACCAUGGACAAAAUUCCAAAAUGGUUCAAGGGCGCCCGGUUUAAUUAUGCCGAGAAUGCUUUGCGUCGUACGGACACUGGAGCUGCCAUUAUUGCUGCAGGUGAGCAAGGUGUUGGUAACAUCACUUCAUUUGAAAAACUCAACGCGGAUGUCGCUCGAUAUGCUAGCGCUCUUCGCAGUCAUGGUGUUGGUGCUGGAGAUCGUGUUGCCGCAUAUGUUCCUAACUGUACUGAGGCGGCUACAUUUAUGCUUGCUUCUGCAAGUAUCGGUGCAGUUUGGUCAUCUGCAUCGCCUGAUUUUGGAGUUGUUGGAGUUCUUGAUCGCUUUUUACAAAUCCAGCCCAAAAUCCUUAUAUCUGCCAAUGCUGUGUACUACAACGGUAAAGUGCACGACCACAUAGGAAAACUGCGCGAGGCGGCAGAGGGUCUUUUGUCUGUCGAAAAAGUUGUAGUGAUUCCUUUUGUUCCAUCCCAUCCCACCAAUCUUAGUACCGUUCGGAAUGGAGUGUCGUUGGAAACCUUUUUAUCAAGCGCGACCACUACCAAGCAUCAGUUUGAGCAGCUUCCUUCUCAUCAUCCAUUGGUUAUCUUGUUUAGCUCUGGAACUACUGGAAAACCAAAAUGCAUUGUUCAUUCUCAUGGGGGUACUUUGAUUCAGCAUCUUAAAGAGCAUGUUAUUCACGGAUCAAUGGGGCCCAAGGAUAUUUUCUUUUAUUACACUACGGCAACUGGCGCUACUAUUGUUUUGUAUGACGGAAGCCCAUUUAAGCCUUCUCCUGCUCAUUUGUGGGAUUUGAUAGACAAGCUGGGCAUCACCAUUUUUGGUACUUCAGCCAAGUACAUUCAGAGUUUGCAAGAGAAUGGUUUCAAGCCAGCCGAAAAGCAUAGUCUUUCUACUCUGCAUUCAAUUUACUCUACAGGCUCUCCACUUUCUCCAGAAGGUUACGAAUUUGUUUAUUCGUCCAUCAGCAAGAAUGUUCUUCUUGGAUCCAUCACUGGCGGAACCGAUAUUGUUUCUCUGUUUGCUGGUCACAACUGUGCCGGACCAGUAUACCGCAGCGAAAUACAAUGUCGUUGCCUAGGCAUGGCUAUUGAGGCUUGGGACGAAAACUGCAAAGCAGUGUUCGAUGAACCUGGAGAUCUUGUAUGCACUAAACCAUUCCCUGCUAUGCCCGCUUUCUUUUGGAAUGACGAGGAUGGUCAAAAAUACAGAAAUGCCUAUUUUAACAAACUUCCAGGUGUUUGGUAUCAUGGUGAUUUUUUGAUUGUCAACUCUGUUACUGGAGGAGUCGUUAUGCUGGGCCGCAGUGACGGUACUCUUAACCCUAACGGUGUACGGUUUGGAAGCGCCGAUUUGUACAAUAUUAUGGAAUCGUAUCCCGAGGUUGCCGACAGUUUGGCUGUUGGACAAAAGCGAGGUGACGACGAGCGUGUUGUUCUUUUUUGCUUAAUGGCGCCUGGAAAAGAAUUUAAUGAGGACUUGGUCACCAGGAUUAAAGCUCAGAUUCGUACCUUGCUUUCUCCUCGUCAUGUUCCUGCAUUCAUUCUUCCAAUCAAAGAGAUUCCUUAUACUUUGACUGGGAAAAAGGUCGAGGUUGCUGUCAAGCGCAUUCUUUCUGGUGAGACGGUUGUUCCCAGCAGCUCUUUAUCCAAUCCAGACUCUUUGAAGCUUUACUAUGGUAUUCCUGAGCUUGCUUAAUUAUGAGUACAGUUACUUGAAAUCAAUUAAACCAAGUUGACAGCAUCC